Molecule: messenger RNA, 918 nt
Organism: Didymodactylos carnosus
Lineage: Eukaryota; Metazoa; Rotifera; Eurotatoria; Philodinida; Philodinidae
Source: the annotation of a GenBank genome assembly
AUGAUCACUACAACACCAUAUGAUGAUCUCGAAGGAGACGAACAUGCAGAUUAUCAGGAGUGUAAUUGCGAUUUUCGUCCGUAUAAAGACCCAAGCAACCCCUGGAGCUUACAACGAGCAUUAGCUCUCCAAUUUGGGUUAUUUUUGAAUAAGAACCAUACAUGUUCCAAUUGGGGUGCAGGGAUUGAUUUACAGCUAGGUACUUGGAAAUUCCAUAAUGACAAAUUAAGACGAGAACAACGGCAGAUCAGAGAAGAACUUGAGUUAUACGCAAUCAACGAUGUUAUAGCGGUGUGGUUUAUCAUGAUUCAUCAGAAAUUAUACAAGUUAAACAAGAAGCGGGGUCGCCGACGUUCAACCGAUGACUCGCUAACAUCGACAACAGUUAUAAUACCAUCUGAAAACAGAAUAAACAGAACCGUGAGUAUAGGUACAGUAUUUUACACUCCAGUAACAGAACCAGUAACACCAACAUCCGAUUUUGAAGUCCAGGAAAAAUUAACAAUAGUUAAUCAUGCAACUGAAACAGUGGAAUUAUCAGUACCAUCAGUAAUGGCACAACGAAUUCCAAUCAUAGCAACAACAUUACAAAAUACACAAGACACACCUAUGGAUUUGGACGAACUGCCGGUAGGGGACCGGGUUUUUUCCGGCCCCACGGACAUGCCAGAUUUAACUAUAGUACCAUCUAGUGAAAAUCAACCCCGUAAUAGUAUUGCAAUACAAAAACGACCGUCAUAUCUCAUUCUCGCUGACAGCCACCUUAAACAUCUACCAGAACGUCUUCGACAGCCGAACUAUGACGUUGAUAUUAAAAUUGUGCGAGGUGCUGAAUGGAUUAAUCAAUACGAUCCAAAAUUGUCCAUACAAUCAAUCAUUAGUCUACUUGAAAUUAUUGAAGCAGUUUCUCGUCGGUAG